Molecule: messenger RNA, 845 nt
Organism: Hibiscus syriacus
Lineage: Eukaryota; Viridiplantae; Streptophyta; Magnoliopsida; Malvales; Malvaceae
Product: probable pathogenesis-related protein ARB_02861
Exons: 5
Coding region: 126-845 (239 amino acids)
Source: RefSeq, a predicted model, not a curated record
CUUUCGAUGAUUUUUUUGGCAGUGGGAAGGUUCAAUUGAAUAAGGUUCUUUCUCAGGGUUAUGAUUAUGCUCCUUGGCCACUCCAGACUAAAACCGGCAGUUAUGCUGGAGAAGUGCGGCUCAUAAUGCAUUACGCAAAUGCCAAGCACCAAGCCUCGGCAUAUGCUCCAACAGCACAACCAUAUCCAGCUCCUCCUCCACCACAAGUUCCUCAAUAUUCGGAGCCUCCUCCAACUUAUUCAGCUUCUUAUCCACCACCAGCUACAACAUACCCAUCUCCAUCACCAUAUCCAUUAUAUCCUUCAUCCGCAUACCCUCAUCCAUCUUCUGCAUAUCCUCCUCUGCCUUCCGCAUACCUUCCACCACCGGCACCUUCGUCGUAUCCUCCGUCUACGUAUCCACCAACCUCACCCUAUUAUCCGCCAGGUAAUUUCAUACAUUUUAUGUCUUUUGAUGUUACUACUUACACGUUGAAUGUAGUACUGAAGUUCGGUUCUGUUCCGCUUUUAAACAGGUUCUUUUCCAGGUCUCUGUCCACGACCACCAUACUAAAACCGCCGGCAAGGGGACAUUCCAACUCGAAGUUCCUUAUGUUCAAAUAUCUUCAGAAAGGGUUGGGAUUAUGUCCGAAUAUCUUCGGAAACAAAAACUUAGAACACUGUUAUAGCCAUUGUAUAUUACUGUUUAUAAAUUUCAGCUUGUGGAAGAUUUUUGGUAUCUUUUGUUCAUUUCUUCUGUUUUGUUGGACUCGAUAUGUUUUACAACACCACCAACCUAAGCGAACAUCAUCAAGUUCGAUCGAGUUCGAUCUAACAAACACAACGGCGAUGUGUCUGAUAUUUUAA